GGUGAAAGUGGCGAGGAACAAACUUCACUAAUUGACGAAAGUGAAGGAAAAAAAUUGAGAGAAACCAGGCUCACAACCAAAUCUCCUCCGGUCAAACUUUCUGCUCAGAGCUGCAGUCUAGGUGCCGGAGGCUGGAGAACGCUGGACGUCCAUCGUUGAGAAGCUGCAGAUUCUCCUCUGUGGAACUUGAAGCCAAGAGCUGGAGAAAUACUUCAAAUAGGCACGAAAUCCUCAAUUCUUAUAGGCAAUUCCCUUAGCGGCACACAUUCCUGGACUGCAAUUUCAACCAAGGAAUACCCCUGUCCUACUGUUGCCUAGAGCCCCUGUUGAGGUUGUGGGGUAAAGCUGCUACUGUACAAUAGCGUUUCCCUCCCAGAUCCAGACACUGUUUCAUGUACACAGACACAAACACACACCUUUGGCUGCUCCUUUGAUGACAGACACCAAACUCUGUUUUUCCACAGAACCUCCAGGAUGCAUCUGUUCUUAGUUCUUCCCCUGGUGCUGAAAGUCCAGUCUAUCUCCAUGGGCCACAAUGUCACCUGUGACUGUAUCUGCCAUGAGGGAUUCAAAAGUGCUUACUGCUCCAACAAUAAUAUCACCCAACUGCCCAUCGCUCUUCCACCAUUCACAGAAACCCUGAAUCUGUCCCACAACCACCUGAACACCAUCCCCCCACGAGCCUUCAACACCACACGAAAACUGCAUUUCCUUUACCUGAACGACAACAAUAUUAGCAUGUUAGCAGACGGGGCGUUCUUUCUACUGGAAGGUCUUAGGUGGUUGGACUUGAGUCGAAAUCAAAUAUUAUCCUUAAGUGAAGGGUUUUCAAAGGGUCUCAGUUCCCUUCAAGGUCUUUCACUGGCUGAGAACAGAUUAACCAGCAUGGAUAGCAGUUAUUUUCUCCACAUGGACUCAUUACAAAGACUCAAUCUCAGCCAUAACUCCAUCCACACCAUCAAAAUGAGGGCGUUUGGGUCCAUAAGUACGCUACGCCAGCUACAACUUGACUGGAACAAAAUAACGAUCCUCAAUAAUGGUAUCUUUUCCAUGCUGCGAAAUCUUGAAGACUUAAAUUUGCAUCACAACCAGAUACAUAGCUUGGACGUCGGGGUACUUUCACCAUUGACCAGCCUUGGUAAACUAGACCUUACCAACAACAACCUCUCCACGAUUCAAUUCAAGACCUUCUUGAGUCUCAACACGUACAGCACUCACAUAAUGCUGCGGGGAAACCCCUGGCGGUGUGACUGCGAUCUCCAACGAGUCUUCCAGAAGCUCUGUAACGUCAAACGGCUCUUUCUGGAUGACUACGACAGCCUCACUUGCUACUCAUUUAACGACGAAUUUAACGGAAACCACACUGUUUUUAAAGCGGUUGAGCUCUGUGUUGCAGAGAUGGUUACUGUCCUGGUCAUUACAAUCACUGUGGUCAUCACGGUUGUGGCGGCAAUUGUCAUGGCGGAGAAAAAAAGGAAAAAGAAGAACAAGGAAAAGCAUUGGACGGAAGUCGGCGAGGUGUCCUGUGGAUCACAAGACUGAAUGAAUGACAAAAUAUACAUUAAUCAAUAACUCAAACUCUGAUUGCUUAUUAAGAUGAUAAAAUCUCACGUGAACUGUAACUGAAUGGGCAAUAUUCACAGCUAGGCUGCGUCCAAAACCGCGUACUUCCAUACUAUACAGUAUGCUAAAAUCAGUUUGCUAGCAGAGUAGUAUGUCCAAAUUCAUAAAAUUC
Danio rerio (zebrafish) is the source of this 1735-nucleotide messenger RNA. NCBI's taxonomy places the organism in Eukaryota, Metazoa, Chordata, Actinopteri, Cypriniformes, Danionidae. The record is from RefSeq and is a predicted model, not a curated record.